GUAUUUUUCUAAACAACCGACGCUGUUUGCGUACGGUAUUCGUUGUUUUCAUCUUGUGCUGUUUUUAUGAAGCGUGUUUGGUGUAGUCUACGAAACCAGAUAAGAACUAUGGCUAACAUUCCUCCAAGGAAAAUUUCGCCAUCCAGCAAGCCUUCUAAACAGGAUGCCUCACCGCUGCAAAUACUUCUACAGAUGGGUUUUCCGAGACACCGGGCAUUGAAGGCUUUGGCUGCUACGGGGAACCGCAGCGUGCAGUUGGCGUCGGAUUGGUUGCUGACGCACGUAAACGACACGUACAUCGACGCGGAUGAGCCGCGCGAGUACAUUCUGUACGCGAACCCGACGGGCGCGCUGCUUACGCAACUGCACGACUUCUGGGCCAAGUCUAAGAAGUUGGGAGGUUGGAAUGGAGCUCAUAACUUCCCCCCUCAUAUUACGCUAGUCUCAUUUUUUAAGGCCCCUGAUGAGACGUCCCUGCAACUGGCUAAAGCGGUGAAAAGUGUUAUAGAGACAGUGGGGGACCCCCCGGCCUGCCCCCUGAAGCUGGACCCCUAUAUCUCACAGAACUUCAUGGGACUCUUCGUGUCCGAGGAACAUGCUGAGUAUUUGAAAAAGAUAGCAGUCCAGUACGUUAAGCAAGUUACAACCUUAUUGGGUGUAUCCAUGGAUACAUAUGAACACUUGGAUGCCUUGGGGACAUGCUUCCCCUGGUGCACAAUGCCCCAAGAAAAACCAAUUAAAUCCAUUAACUUGGAGGCGCACGUGAAGUCCCUCCACAUCACCCUGGCGUACCACUUCGAGGUGGCGGCGUUCGACGGCCUUAAGGCGCUGGUGGACGAGCUGCAGCCCCUGGAGACGUCCAGCUGGGAGCUGCGACUAUACUCCAGGGAUCCCAAGUUCGCUAACCACCAGGUAUGUGUCAAUGUUAGACAGAAUAAACUUGGAGACGUAUGUAAAGUCCGUGCAGCGUACCACUUAGAGGUGGCGGCGUUCUACGGCCUUAAGGCGCUAGUGGACGAGCUGCAGCCCCUGGAGACGUCCAGCUGGGAGCUGCGACUAUACUCCAGGGAUCCCAAGUUCGCUAACCACCAGGUGCACACAGUGACGCAGGGCUACUCGCCGCUGGCGAGCGACGAGCUGGAACUGGUGCUCGGGGACUACAUCUACAUCGAGGAGAAGGCGUUCGACAGCUCGCCGGACGGCUGGGUGCCCGGCACCUCGUGGCUGACGGGCGUAAGCGGCUAUUUGCCGGCUGUGUUCACGCGGCGCACGGCGGAAUCAGACGCGUGGACGCUACACCGCGCUAUAUCGCUUGGGAAUAACAGCGGCUCGGAUUGCAAGUCCGAAUCGGACUCUAACACGGACGGGGAGAUGGCCGGAUACCCGCACGAGGACGCCGCGCAACUAGGACACGAGAAAUCUGAGGAGGUUUACAAGGAGUGGCGGAAAUACUGGGACGUGGUCAUGGCUGAAAAGAAGAGUGACAGUAUUAUAAACAUUACGCAGGGCACUAGUAUCGACUGGAAAUCAAAUACACAAGGAACUGGCGAUGGAGAAGCAAAAGCUAAGCCAGACCGGCGCUGGUUCUUCGCGAUGCGUCACGGCGAGCGCGUGGACCUCACGUACGGGUCGUGGGUGCCGUUCUGUUUCGACGAGGCCGGCAACUACGUGCGGAAGGACCUCAACAUGCCGCUCACACUCGGCGAACGAGUGGGCGGCUGCGACUCGUACUCCAAAGACACCCCUCUGACCCGAGUGGGGCGGCUGCAGGCGACGCUGGUGGGCGAGGGGCUCCGCCUGGCGCAGGUGCCCGUCUCGCACGUGUACGCCUCGGCCGCGCUGCGCUGCGUGGAGACGGCGCACUGCCUGCUGGAGGGUUACCAAGACCCGUCUCUCAAGGUGAAGGUGGAGCCGGGUCUGUUCGAGUACAAGAACUGGCACCUGCCCAAAGGAAUGGCUCCUUUCAUGACGCCGCAGGAGCUCCACAAAGCCGGGAUCAACGUCGACUUGAAUUACAAGCCGUACAUGGAAUUGGACGUUACCACAUCAGAGACUUUAGAAGAAUUUUACAAAAGGAACGAGCUAGUUAUGCAUUCGGCGGUCAAGGACACUGAGGCAGAAGGCGGCAACAUAAUGUUCAUCGGUCACGCGGCCACGCUCGACAUCAUGGUGCACGCGCUGAAGCGGCUGAGCGCCGGCGCCUGUGCGCCGCCCUACUCGCUGAGCCCGCAGCUGCUGCGCGUGCCGUACUGCGCGCUGGCCGCCAUGCGCGACCGCCCCUGGCAGGUGGUCUCCCCGCCCUGCCCCCCCUCAAUUAACUCCAGCUCGGGCAGGUUCGAUUGGAAGACGUUGCUGGAUUUGUAAUUAUUAAUGUACAGGGAGAGGGAACGAUCCCCGUUCUGACUUGACCGA
Cydia fagiglandana is the source of this 2412-nucleotide messenger RNA. RefSeq names its product ecdysteroid-phosphate phosphatase (gene Epp). NCBI's taxonomy places the organism in Eukaryota, Metazoa, Arthropoda, Insecta, Lepidoptera, Tortricidae. Gene Ontology annotation, molecular function: protein binding. The record is from RefSeq and is a predicted model, not a curated record. The transcript is spliced from 14 exons. The coding region runs from base 67 to 2364 and encodes 765 amino acids.